Messenger RNA from Electrophorus electricus (electric eel), 2044 nucleotides. RefSeq names its product branched chain ketoacid dehydrogenase kinase (gene bckdk). Gene Ontology annotation, molecular function: pyruvate dehydrogenase (acetyl-transferring) kinase activity. Lineage: Eukaryota; Metazoa; Chordata; Actinopteri; Gymnotiformes; Gymnotidae. Gene Ontology annotation, biological process: regulation of glucose metabolic process; protein phosphorylation. Gene Ontology annotation, cellular component: mitochondrion. The record is from RefSeq and is a predicted model, not a curated record.
UGACUAUAAAAGCUCGCUGUGUGCGUUUCGGCUAGCUUAACCUAGCUAUGUGACAACAGUGGCGAUGUGCCUUUGUGCACAGACGCCGUAUAAUUCGAUGGCGUUGUAAGCGUGAAUCUAGUGCACACUGCAGGGACAACGGACGGGGCGCGGGGGGGGCUUCGUGUUUGCGUCGGUCCACAGAGAACAGAAAAAUGCGAGGACGUCUUACGGUUAAAACGGUGGAGGUCUUGGGUGGCAGGAUGAUGCGGCUGUGGGUCCCAGUAUCAUCCACGAAACCAGUCGCGCUGCUUUCCGCUGUGGAGACUGGUGUUAAUGAAAGGUUCAGGUCCACGUCCUCCAUUUCCAACUACUCCGAGCUGGCCCGGGAGAGAUCUAAAACCGUUACCUCUUUUUAUAAUCAGUCGGCAAUAGAUGUUUCUGCCGAAAAGCCUUCUGUUAGACUUACACCAAGCACCUUAUUGUAUGCUGGCAAGUCUCCGGAUGGAAACCAUAUCCUGAGCAGUGCCAAGUACUUGCACAAAGAGCUGCCAGUGCGCAUCGCUCACCGGAUCAAGGGUUUCCGCAGCUUGCCCUUUAUCAUUGGCUGCAACCCCACCAUCCUGCAAGUGCAUGAGCUUUACAUCCGGGCCUAUCACGUGCUGAGUGACUUCCCAGCGAUUAAAGACCAGGAGGUGGAGGCCCGCUACAGCAAACUUGUUCAGCAGCUGCUUGACGACCACAAAGAUGUGGUUACCGUGCUUGCGGAGGGCUUUAGGGAGUGUCGUAAACACAUCCAAGAUGAGGCACUGAUUCGCAAUUUCCUGGACACGACGCUGACGUCCCGUCUGGGCAUCCGCAUGCUGGCCACACACCAUCUCGCCCUGCAUGAGGAGAAUCCUGACUAUGUGGGCAUCAUCUGCAGGCGCUUGUCUCCAAAGAAGAUUAUUGAGAAGUGGGUGGAUUUUGCACGGCGGCUGUGCGAGCACCAGUAUGGGAACUCUCCGCGGGUUCGCAUCAACGGCCACGUGGCAGCACGCUUCCCCUUCAUCACUCUCCCCCUGGACUACAUCCUGCCUGAACUACUGAAGAACGCCAUGAGGGCCACUAUGGAGAGUCACUUGGACACCCCUUACAACGUGCCAGAUGUGGUGGUGACCAUCGCCAACAAUGACACAGACUUUGUCAUCAGGAUCUCGGAUCGGGGAGGAGGCAUUCCACACAGCAUCAUGGACAAGGUGAUGGACUACCACUUCAGCACGGCUGAGCAGAGCACGCAGGACCCGCGCAUGAGCAACCUCUUCAACACCAUGACCAACAGUGGGCCCCAGUCCGGCCCCAUGCAUGGGUUCGGCUUUGGCUUGCCAACUUCCCGGGCCUAUGCGGAGUACCUGGGGGGCUCCCUGACACUGCAGUCCAUGCAGGGUAUCGGCACCGACGUCUACCUGCGCCUGCGGCACAUUGACGGAAAGGGGGAGAGCUUCAGGCUGUGAGGCCCUGCGCCCCCUGCUGGACACCACCGAGCCUGCCAAGGCUCCCCCAGGCUAUAAAGCUAUUAACCGCCGUUAACCACGUGACUGACUUCCUCGAUUUCUGUUCUCAUGCACUCCCUGUAGAAAAUGUAGUCAGAGGGCCAUGAUGAGUCUCCACCCCCUUGAUCUGCCUUUUGGAUAAUGACUGAGCUCACAAGGAGCGUCCCCACCACACUUUUUUUUUGGGACUUGUUGGACUAGGUCAGCAAAUAAAGGACCGUUUGGUGUGGUCAUUACUGGUUACCCUCUCGCACAUGCAUCUGAGAAGGGACCUACUGCCUUACACACAAAAACCCCCAGAGAAUCCAAUCUUUUAAAUGUACUGUCCGGUAUUCAAUCAUUGUCAUUCUGGCAUAUUGCUUAUUUAGCUAACACACUUCAUGUAUAGAUUUCAUAUAUAUUACAUGCUUGACAAAAGGCUGUUUGCUUAUAAACAAAAUAAGAAUGUCAUGGGGUUUUUUUUGUUGUUGUUUUUUUUAAUAUUUGUUAUCAGUUUCUCCAAGAAUUAAAGUUUUAUUAUGGUGAUGAUCCUA